AUGUUUUGCGAUUCGGCGCUAAAGGGAAAAAGCACUUGUCCUGUUGGUUUCGAGUGUGCACCAAAUGGGGUACAAUUAUUGCGAAAUGAGCCAACGAAUGGUGGAUUUCGAUCAAAUGGUUUUCGAACAAGGAUUUCACAAAUUCAACAAGCUGACGUCAACCUCCCGUCAAGUCUUCGUGGCUACGGUACAAUCAGCUAUUGUCGACCGAUUCGAUUGGACACCGAAUUGGACGCUCAAAGCUUUGAGGAAUCAAGUUGGCCACACGUUCGACAAGUGAUUGGUGAUCCUCCAGAGGAGAUAAAUCAAGGGAAUUUUAAUCGUCUAACGGUUCAAGAAACAGUUUUGGAACAGUUAAACACGAAAAGUUUUGGGAGAAUGAAUUUGGCUGGAAAGUUGGCUGGAAAAGGAUUGACAAGCAGGGAUCUCGGUUUUGGUCAACUGCAAAUGGCCUUCAGAAGUCAAGAAAGAGCUUUGGGAAGAAUGGGAAGAUCGUCUCGUCGAAAGAGAUCUUUUUGGAAGAAAUUGGGUCGAGCUUUCAAACGAUUUGUCGGCGUCGCUCUGAAAGCUGUCACCGGUUUCGUUCGCUUUGGUCCUUUAACGAUUCGAUUUAACGGA
Messenger RNA from Mesorhabditis belari, 618 nucleotides. Lineage: Eukaryota; Metazoa; Nematoda; Chromadorea; Rhabditida; Rhabditidae. The record is from the annotation of a GenBank genome assembly.